GUCUAACAAUUAUUUUUAUUUUAUUAUGGUAUAGCGUUGUGCGCGAUUGUGCAAAGUAAAACUGAUCGAGUUCAUAAUAUAUAGAUUUAAAAAAGUGGCUCAAACUUGGCCAUAGCCGUCGGGUCGAACGAUGAAUCCGAGGCCCGUACGUAAUUAUCAAGCGUUGAACACGCCGUCGAUGAAGCGGCCGGCGCUGGCCAUCAAGUCGAUCACCGGCCAGACCCAGUUCCUGGUGCCGGUGCCCCACUCGUCGACCAAGAGCAAACUGGUGAUGGUGCCCAAACAGCGCCUGCUACUCAACUAUAUCAAACCCCAAGUGCUCAAGAUACCCACCAUCACCACCAGCCAUUCCCAGGCCAUCAACAGCACGGGUGGCGCAGCCACUGGUGGCCAGCAAUCCAUUAGACAGUAUCAAUCGGUGGCCGCCACUGUUGCCCAACAGCUGCAGCAACAACACCAUCACAACACCCGAUGCCUACCGACCGCUAUAUCCGUGGCCACCAGCGCGACGACGACGGCUGAUGGCUCGGUGUCUGUGUCGGCCACGACGACCACCACUCACUCGCUGUUGGUCAGGUCGGCCGCUCACAAGAGUCCUAAAGUGCCACUCAUCAGGAGCUUAGCUAAUAAUGCCACGGCUGGUGGUGGCGGCCAACGGGUGACCGCAGUGGCCGCCGCUGUGGCCGCACCCAAACAGUUGACGGAUAAACAGUCCAAAGACUUGUUUAUGAUGACCUUAGGUUUGGUGACCAAAGAAUCGUUGGCCGAACUCCAGUCGCGUAAAUGCGAGCGCAAACGCCGCACGACAGCCAACCCUCAGUUCUCGUCGGCCGCACUCGAGGCCAAACGGAUCACCAAACUUGAGAUCGCCGAGCGUAAGGCCAAACGCCGACUACUCAACAACAUGGUAGACGUCAGCGGCGGUGGACUGUAUAUCGUGACCAAAAUCGGCAAACAAUUGUCGGCCAACUGUUUCGUGUGCGAAGAGCUGUGCGAAUGCGACUGCGAUUCCAUACUGUUUUGCAAGACAUGCAAAACCCUAUUCCACGCCACGUGCACCACAUCCCGGCGCGAGAUUGUCGACAAUCACGCGCUGCCCAAGUGUUUGAAGUGCGACGGCCAGCGGCGCCGCGCCGACGAGCUGUUGGCCCGCAAACGCGACGAUAGGGACAAUUUGGUGGUCAAGAAGAAGGAGUUCGAGGAUCAGCUCCAGCAGAUGAAGCGCGCCUUACAGCAGCUCAAGAUCAAGAUCAAA
Molecule: messenger RNA, 1255 nt
Organism: Medioppia subpectinata
Lineage: Eukaryota; Metazoa; Arthropoda; Arachnida; Sarcoptiformes; Oppiidae
Source: the annotation of a GenBank genome assembly